Molecule: messenger RNA, 1179 nt
Organism: Adineta steineri
Lineage: Eukaryota; Metazoa; Rotifera; Eurotatoria; Adinetida; Adinetidae
Source: the annotation of a GenBank genome assembly
AUGCCACCUCUUCCAAAAGUUUUAGUAACUAAAGUAAAAAAGCAUCGACGUCAUUCAAUUACACAUCAUUCUAAGAAAGGAAGAGUUUCGAAUGUAGUUCGAGUCACACGAAUCAAAUCACGUUUGGAUGGAUCAUUUAGAACAAAUCGACAAAGUGUUCCAAGUGUGAGCAAAAUUAACAUUGCAAUAGCUGAUGUGAAUAUAAAACAAGGAGUCACGAAUGAUGUUAAUCAAUCUCAUAUUUUACAUUCAACAACAAAUCGAAACUCACUGAAGUCUGUGACUGACUCCGCAGUCCCAUUAAUAUCUUCAGUAGCUCGUCAAUCCACCCUACCAAAUAGAUUUUCAUCGAAGGUGGUACCAUCGAGCAAUUAUGAUCCAUUACGAUCAACUAUCCAUUCCAAUCUUAGUUCUGUUUCAAGAACAAAACAAUCACGAUUUAGUUUAGGUGAUCGACGACAGUUAUUUACCAUUGAACGAACACAAAUAGAAAAUAAAAAAAAGCGUAAAUUAUGUCCGUCAUGUUCGCCUCGUACUCUGAUAGCACUGGCCAUCGUUAUAUCAUUAGUCCUUAUCGCUAUUGCAAUAAUACCGGCUACGGUAAUCACACUCACGAAAACGAUGACUACAACAAUAGCCACGACUUCAUCAAAUAAUAUGACAACUACAACAGCCACUACCAUUACGUCCAAUAUUUGUACAGCAGCGUUGGCUAAUAUUGCAAUGGUGGCUAAUUGUUAUCCUUGUCCUGCUUAUAGAUAUCAUCAAUAUAUUUACAAUUAUACGGCUGUUGCGAACGCAACUCGUAUUGUAUUUGCUUUUCGUAGACAAACUGCUUAUUUUACUUUGGAUGAUGUUUCUGUACGAGAUUAUGCAGCACCAAGUACUGAAUUACUUGGUAAUCCAGGUUUUGAAACAGGUAAUUUGUCAUCUUGGAUAUACUGUAAUCAAAAUAAUGAAACAAUUACUGAUGGCGUUCAAUCCAAUUACACCUCUGGCAAUUUUACUUAUUUUCCUAAUUCAGGUAUCUAUUACUAUAUGGGUGGAAGCCUUACAGCUUCUGAUUAUAUUAGUCAAGCAUUUUCGACUCAGAUUGUUGAUCUAUAUAAAAUUACGCUGUGGUCUCGGUAUCCUGGUACUGGAAAUUUAACAAGUGCUGACUUUUUCCUUGGCGUCUGA